GCCUCAUUUCAACCCUGAUUCUCGAGGUGGAAGGACGAUUUCUGUUUCUCUCUUCAGACAAACACACAAAGCUUCACUCUGCUGAAUCUUCAGACGGUCACAGUGAAGAUGUUGGCUGCUCUGGUUGUCCUGGUAACAGCCCUGCAUGGCGCUGCGGCAAUGACUCACUCUCUGCAGUAUUUCUACACUGGAUCGUCUCAAGUCCCAAACUUCCCAGAGUUUGUGGUUGUUGGUUAUGUUGAUGAGAUUGAGAUGGUUCACUAUGACAGUAACAGCAAGAAAGCAGAACCCAAACAGGACUGGAUGAUCGAAGCCACAGAAGGAGAUUCUCAGUACUGGCAGAGUCAGACUGAGGGACUGAUGGGUACCCAGCAGGUCUUCAAAAACAACAUUGAAGUUUUAAAGCAGCGCUUCAACCAAACUGGAGGUGUCCACAUUAACCAGUGGAUGUAUGGCUGUGAAUGGGAUGAUGAGACUGGUGAGGUCAAAGGUUACCAUCAGUACGCUUUUGAUGGAGAAGACUUCAUAUCAUUGGACCUGGAGAGAGAGAUAUACGUUGCUCCAAAACAACAGGCUGUCAUCACCAAACAUAAGUGGGAUAAUAACAAAGCUCAGAUAGCUCAGAACAAGCACUACUACACCCAGUAUUGUCCUGAGUGGCUGAAGAAGUACGUGAACUUCGGGAGGAGCUCUCUGCUGAGAAAAGACCUUCCCUCAGUGUCUCUCCUCCAGAAGACUCCCUCCUCUCCAGUCAGCUGCCACGCUACAGGUUUCUACCCUGACGGAGCCAUGAUGUUCUGGAGGAAAGAUGGAGAGGAGCUUCAUGAGGACGUGGAGCUCGGAGAGAUCCUCCCCAACCACGAUGGAUCCUUCCAGAUGAGUGUUGACCUGGACCUCUCAUCAGUCAAACCUGAAGACUGGACCAGGUACGAGUGUGUGUUUCAGCUGGUUGGUGUGAAGGAGCACAUCUUCACCAGACUGGAAGAAGUAAAGAUCAGGACCAACAGAGAGAAGCCCACUGACAUGACCGCCAUCAUCAUCGCUGCAGUCGUUGUUCUUGCUCUCAUCCUCAUCGCUGUGAUUGGAGUCCUGAUUUGCAGAAAGAAGAAAGGCAAAUGCGAGUCAUCCUGUGAAAACAACUCUGAGCUCUCUGAGAAACUGAAUUCUGGAAAAGAAAACCCUGAAGGCCAAACACACAACCCUGCACAAAGUGGGUUGCUUCAGGAGACGUGAACUUUUCACACCUGCUGUUCAACAAAGACGCCUUCAACUUUCUGUCAUUGUUUCUUAUUCAACUUUUGUGACACAAUGUAGCUUUAAAGAAAAUAUUUGACUUUAUUCAGAUUUUCCAUAACAAAGUUGAGAGUUUAAUAAAAAGUGUGAAGAGAAAGGCAGAGAUUCUUUCAGAAACCUUCACAUCAGCAGGUCAGAUAAAGUCAAAUAUUAAAAAGUCAAAUAUGAACCUUAAGAAAAACAUUGACACCAAAUCAAUGAAACAAAAAAUUAAAUAUGAAUAAUUUGUUUUAAAAGCAUAUUAACUAAAUGUUUACAAAAUGUGGACACUUAAGUUAAUGAAUUGUGGAUAUUUGAGGUCUAAAUGAAGCUGUAAAUAUGAGGCUUUGUGGAGUUUAACCCUCCAAACCUCUCUGGUAAAUAAUUAAGUUUAUAUAUAUAUAUUUUUCAUUUUGUCUUUAGGUUUAUGGAAACAUUUUGCACCGUGUCUGUAGUGCACUAUGGGACAUUUAGCAGAUAUGGUUAAUAAAACAGUGGUCAUAAAUACUAAUAUAAAACAUUGUGCAAUAAUCAGUGUAAUAUUAACAAAGGAUGGCUGGGGGCAAACACACUUCCAUUGUUUUUUUAUUAUAAGUUAUAUACAUGAAGCUUAUGUAAAAUGUCUGAUUCUCUGAUGAGAUUUACAAAACAUUUUUGAUUUGACUUCUGCAGAAUUUCUCACAUAUGAGAACCAUGAACGACUUUGUGUUUCAUUCUGAAGUGAACAAUCAUUUAAUUUGCUUUGAAUUCUCAGGAAAUCAUUCUUUUGUAAUUGAAAUAUAAUGCAAAGAAAAGACCAAAUGUCAAACCUUUUUUAAAUGAGUGACAUUUUCCUGGUUAACAGAUUCAUCAGAUAUGGUUUAACACAAACUGGUGGUGAGUAUAAAUAUUAGACACAAGCCUGAAGUGGAAGGUGAGCUUCUCAAGGGUUUUAAUAUUUAUAGUGUUCCACUUAAACAUCUUAAAUCCAGAAACCCUGUGACACAACACUGGACAACAUGUGUUGUUGUUGUGUGAUGCUGGUGUCUCUCUGAGUCCUGUCAUGUCCCGUACAACACUUCUAAACUCUGUCAUGUUGUGGAGAUGAUCUCUGAUCUGGUUUACAA
This is a messenger RNA of Centropristis striata (black sea bass), 2378 nucleotides long. RefSeq names its product H-2 class I histocompatibility antigen, Q9 alpha chain-like. The transcript has 6 exons. Gene Ontology annotation, biological process: immune response. Gene Ontology annotation, cellular component: external side of plasma membrane. The coding region runs from base 109 to 1233 and encodes 374 amino acids. NCBI's taxonomy places the organism in Eukaryota, Metazoa, Chordata, Actinopteri, Perciformes, Serranidae. The record is from RefSeq and is a predicted model, not a curated record.